AUGGCCAACAAUAUUUUGAAAGACGGCGGCAAACAAAGAGAUGACAUAGGCGCCAACAGACUUCAAGAAAUAGGAUACCCAAUGAGUUUGAUUAAGUGCCAACUAAGAAAGAUAUUUGCCACAGUAUCUAGACCCAGUGAGGAAUGGAUUGGCACAGCAGUCAUUUCAUAUAAAGCAGGAACAUCGGAGGUUAUUCGAAGAUUUUUGAACUUAGCCAACAUUCGGUUAGCUUUUCAGAAAGGAAAAACGCUACGCCCAGUUUUGGUGCAAUUGGAAGAUACCCUGCCGACUGAAAGGACUAGGGCCGUGUGUAAAAAAAUUAACUGCAACGAUUGCGCUAAGGCUUGUAUAGGACAAACUGCCAGGGAAUUGCACACCAGAAUUGGUGAGCAUAAAAGAAGGAUUAACAAACCAUCAAGGAAUGCUGAAGAAUACCAAACGCUGGUCAAAGACUCAGCGAUGGCGGUACAUGUCUUAGACACGGGACAUAGGGUAGAUUUGGAGAAUGUGGAAGUUUUAAGACAGGGACUGCGAUUCACACCACAGUGGCUGGUAGCCAAGGCGUCGGUGCAAUUUGUUUACGGAAACCAAAUGCGACGAAAGUCAAAUAAGGAGUUUGUCAAAGCGCAG
Messenger RNA from Opisthorchis viverrini, 630 nucleotides. RefSeq lists its product as hypothetical. Lineage: Eukaryota; Metazoa; Platyhelminthes; Trematoda; Opisthorchiida; Opisthorchiidae. The annotation marks the transcript as partial. The record is from RefSeq and is a predicted model, not a curated record. The transcript is spliced from 3 exons.